UGCAGAAGAAAAUUGAAUUAAGUCCUACGUCUUGACCUUACACUGGUUUCCUUAUUCGGUUUGUUGUUGAAAUUCGUUCUUGUUUUCUUUCUAUCGAGACAGCUGACUGAGCUUCAUUUUCUUGUCUGUCUUAACUUCUAGAUGUUUCGGAUCAAGGACCCCGAAGUUAGUCUUGACUUUUACUCGCGCAUACUGGGAAUGUCAUUACUGAAGAGGCUGGACUUCCCCGAGAUGAAGUUUAGCUUGUACUUCAUGGGGUAUGAGGAUACUUCAUAUGCUCCAACUGAUCCAGUUGAGAAAACAGUCUGGACAUUCGGUAGACCCGCUACUAUUGAACUUACGCACAAUUGGGGUACCGAGAGUGAUCCAGAGUUUAAAGGGUAUCACAAUGGGAACAGCGAGCCUCGUGGUUUUGGUAAUAACUCUUUUCUUUACAUA
Molecule: messenger RNA, 438 nt
Organism: Tarenaya hassleriana
Lineage: Eukaryota; Viridiplantae; Streptophyta; Magnoliopsida; Brassicales; Cleomaceae
Product: lactoylglutathione lyase-like
Exons: 4
Source: RefSeq, a predicted model, not a curated record